Messenger RNA from Helianthus annuus (common sunflower), 6620 nucleotides. Its product is annotated as protein PHOTOPERIOD-INDEPENDENT EARLY FLOWERING 1. The coding region runs from base 340 to 6204 and encodes 1954 amino acids. Lineage: Eukaryota; Viridiplantae; Streptophyta; Magnoliopsida; Asterales; Asteraceae. Gene Ontology annotation, cellular component: Swr1 complex. The record is from RefSeq and is a predicted model, not a curated record. The transcript has 21 exons. Gene Ontology annotation, molecular function: ATP binding; ATP-dependent chromatin remodeler activity; ATP hydrolysis activity.
GCUGUUGAGCCGUCAAGAUUUUACUCCGUCAAUCUCCAAUCGUUAAAUCCUCCGAUGCCCUAAAAAUCCUUCCUCAUCAAACCAAGAUUCACAGACCCUUACUUUCUUUCUCUUCGCUUUUAAUUUUCCCCCAAAUUAUUUACAUAAUUUAUUUCUAAUUUCAUAAAUUUUACCGGAUCUGAACUAAACCAGUCUUUCAAACCCUAAAAAGUUACCCAAAACCCAACUGAUUGUUUCUUGAGUUGGGUUCUUUUGGUCAAGAUCGAAAACGAUUUUCUUGUUCUUGCUCUUCUUUUACAACUGAAUUAUUGAUGUAAUGCCCUGAAUCUUGAGGAAGUAAUGGCCUCUAAAGGUCCAAGGUCUAAGCUUGAUCAUGAGUCAAGGGCGAAGCGGCAAAAGGCACUUGAAGCACCUAAAGAGCCGCAACGCCCUAGAACACAUUGGGACCAUCUUAUAGAAGAGAUGGUAUGGUUAUCAAAGGACUUUGAGUCAGAGAGAAAAUGGAAACUGGCUCUUGCAAAGAAGAUUGCCAUACGGGCCAGCAAAGGUAUGGUGGAUCAGGCCACAAGAGGCGAAAGAAAAGUGAAGGAAGAAGAGCUCCGGAUGAAAAAAGUUGCGCUAAAUAUCUCGAAGGACGUGAAGAAAUUUUGGACAAAAAUUGAGAAACUGGUGCUAUACAAGCAUCGCUUAGAGCUUGAUCAAAAGAAGAAAAAAGCACUUGAUAAGCAGCUUGAAUUUCUUCUAGGGCAAACCGAAAGGUAUUCGACAAUGCUGGCGGAAAAUCUCGUUGAUUCAUCUUCUAAACAACAUGUACCUGCAUCCUCGGUACAGGAACUACCAGCCGUUGAAUGUAAAGAUCAAACGGAUGCCAAUGGGUGUACGGAUCCAAAUGUUGAGUCCCGGUCGAAUAAUUUAGAGACUGAUGAAGACUACAAAUCCGAAAACGAACCCGAAGACGAUGAGCAUACAAUUGAGGAAGAUGAAGCGUUAAUCACCGAAGAUGAAAGGCGAGAGGAAUUAGCCGCUCUGCAAAAUGAAGCGGAUUUACCUAUUGAGGAGUUGCUUAAACGUUAUGCUGUUGGUGAAGCUAGUACAGAUAACACUUCAGAAAAGACCGCAGAUGUAGCUGAACCAAACCAGGCCCACGAGGAUGUUUCUCAGUGUAACGGAAACGAAGCUUCUGACGAUAGAUCAAGGAAAGAGAGUCAUCAUCAUGCUGAAAGUAACGGCGGUUUAUCACCAGUUUCUCAAAAACACCAUUUGGAAAUCAAGGAACAUUACGUUAGAAAAAGAAAACGUCUUCAACAGGAGCAAAAAAAAUAUUUGGAGUUAGACCUUAAUGAUGAAAACGAGGAUGGCGAUUAUAUACUUACGAAUGGAGAUGAUAAGGAUGAUGAAACGACCAUGUUGGAGGAAGAAGAACUAGCCAAGGCCGAAUCUGAUGAUUCAAUAGACGAGAUUGCGUUGUUGCAAAAGGAGAGUGAAAUUCCAAUAGAGGAUUUGCUUGCAAGGUAUAGACAGGAUCCAGACGUUAACGAUUCAGAGUCCGAAUCUGAACGUUCGUCUAAUUCUUCAAGACAAAAAGAGACCGAAGUGGAUGUUCAUCAAGAAAAAGAAGACGAACAAGAUCAAAUGGUUGAUGAGGAUGUGGAUAACGAAGACAGAAUUGCUGACGCAGCAGCCGCUGCCAGGUCAGCACAGCCAACAGGAAACACCUUUUUAACAACGAAAGUCCGAACAAAACACCCUUUUUUACUCAAGUUCUCUCUUCGUGAAUAUCAACACAUCGGGUUAGAUUGGCUUGUGACAAUGUAUGAAAAACGACUAAACGGGAUUCUCGCAGACGAAAUGGGUCUCGGGAAAACAAUCAUGACGAUCGCAUUACUUGCACAUCUAGCAUGUGAAAAGGGGAUAUGGGGCCCACAUCUCAUUGUUGUACCGACAAGUGUCAUGCUCAAUUGGGAAACCGAGUUUCUAAAAUGGUGUCCCGCGUUUAAAAUCCUGACGUAUUUCGGAAGCGCGAAAGAACGGAAACAUAAACGACAAGGAUGGAUGAAACAGAAUUCGUUUCAUGUUUGCAUUACGACGUACCGACUCGUGAUUCAAGAUUCGAAAAUUUUUAAACGAAAAAAAUGGAAGUAUUUGAUUUUGGACGAAGCCCAUCUUAUAAAAAACUGGAAAUCGCAAAGGUGGCAAACGCUGUUAAAUUUUAACGCAAAAAGACGUAUUCUUUUAACCGGUACGCCUCUUCAGAACGAUUUAAUGGAAUUAUGGUCGUUAAUGCAUUUCUUAAUGCCGCACAUUUUUCAAUCUCAUCAAGAGUUUAAAGAUUGGUUUAGUAAUCCGAUAUCCGGUAUGGUCGAAGGUCAAGAAAAAGUCAACAAAGAAGUCGUUGACCGGUUGCAUAACGUUCUUCGUCCGUUUAUACUUCGAAGACUAAAACGGGAUGUCGAGAAACAGUUACCCGGUAAACAUGAGCAUGUUAUUUACUGUCGACUGUCGAGGAGACAACGAAAUCUUUAUGAAGAUUUUAUCGCGAGCUCGGAAACACAAGCUACGCUCGCAAGUUCCAAUUUUUUCGGUAUGAUUAGCGUUAUCAUGCAACUUAGAAAAGUUUGCAAUCAUCCGGAUCUUUUUGAAGGGCGUCCGAUUAUUAGUUCGUUUGAUAUGAACGGGAUUGAAAUGCAGUUCAGUUCUUCCGUUUGCUCGGUUCUUAAUGUGGGUCCGUUUUCGACAGUUGAUCUUUGCGGGUUAGGGUUUGUAUUCACUCAUCAUGAUUUUCACAUGACAUCUUGGGAGAGUGAUGACGUACAAGCUAUCGAAACACCGUGGAGAUUAAUCGAAAAACGUGUAGAAGAAGUCGGAAGCGAAGUCAAAUUCGGGAAAAAGUCAAACGGAUUUAAUAUCUUUGAAGAAAUACAAAAGGCGCUUCACGAAGAGCGAGUUAAAGAAAUGAAAGAACGGGCUGAAUCAAUUGCGUGGUGGAAUUCGUUACGGUGCAAGAAAAAGCCGGUUUAUUCAACGAGCUUACGCAAUCUCGUCUCGUUUCAAAGGCCGGUUUUGAAUUCGUUGAAGUUUUCGGAGCUUGUUUUGUCUCCGGUUGACCGGUUUGAGAAGAUGGUUGACCAAGUCGAGAGUUUCAUGUUUGCGAUUCCGGCAGCACGGGCCCCGCAGCCUAUCGGAUGGUGCAGCAAAUCAACGACUUCAGUGUUUGUUGACCAAACGUACAAGUCAACAUGUUCGAACUUAUUGUCACCGCUAUUAACGCCUAUUCGACCCGCUAUUGUAAGAAGACAAGUGUAUUUUCCCGAUAGGCGGUUGAUACAGUUUGAUUGCGGAAAGCUACAAGAGCUUGCGGUCCUGCUUAGAAGACUAAAAUCUGAAGGCCAUCGAGCGUUAAUUUUCACUCAAAUGACGAAAAUGCUCGAUGUUCUGGAAGCGUUUAUAAAUAUAUACGGAUACACGUACAUGCGGUUAGAUGGGUCGACCCAGCCUGAAGAGAGGCAAACGUUAAUGCAACGGUUCAAUACGAACCCGAAGUAUUUUCUUUUCAUUUUGUCUACACGUAGUGGCGGUGUUGGUAUUAAUCUUGUAGGUGCGGAUACCGUUAUAUUUUACGAUAGUGAUUGGAACCCCGCGAUGGACCAACAAGCGCAAGAUCGGUGUCAUAGAAUCGGGCAAACACGCGAAGUACAUAUUUACCGUUUAAUUAGCGAAAGCACGAUUGAAGAAAAUAUUUUAAAAAAGGCGAAACAGAAACGCGCUCUCGAUGAUUUGGUUAUUCAGAGCGGGGAGUAUAAUACCGAGUUCUUUAAGAAACUUGAUCCAAUGGAAUUGUUUUCCGGUAGUAUGCAGAAAGAUAAAGGUUCGAGUUUGACCAACGGGGUUGAAGUCAACCCAUCGGUGUCGAAUGCUGACGUGGAGGCUGCGUUGAAGCACGCGGAAGACGAAGCCGACUACAUGGCGUUAAAAAAAGUCGAACAAGAAGAGGCGGUUGAUAACCAAGAGUUUACGGAAGAUACCGUUGUGAAACCUGAAGACGAUGAGCUUUUGAACGAAGAAGACGGUACGAUACCCGUGGAAGAAAACCCACAAACACCAAAAUGGGUCGACCCGAAUGAAGAAAAGGGUGUUGAUUUGGUUAGGGUGGACGAUGAUGAUGUGGACAUGAUGGAUGAUGUGAAACAAAUGGGUGCGGUCUCGGGAAAUGAGAUACUGUCGUUUGAGAAUCAACUUCGGCCGAUUGAUCGGUAUGCGGUACGGUUUCUUGAGAUGUGGGAUCCGAUUGUUGAUAAUAAGUUGUUGGAGACGCAAGAUCGGUUUGAACAAACUGAAUGGGAAUUGGAUCAUAUCGAGAAAUUAAAAGAGGAUAUGGAAGCAGAAGGUGACGACGAUGAUGAGCCGAUAGUCUAUGAAAGAUGGGAUUCGGACUUUGCAACGAAGGUAUACCAAGAACAAGUAAAAGCAUUGGCGGAAAUUCAGUUGAUGGAAGAACGCGAAAUGGAAGCUAGAGAGAAGGAGAAGAAGGAGCUUGCAGAGCUUGAGGCAAUGAAGAACGAAACGGUUGUCAAGAAACCGAAGUCAAAGAAAAAAGCAAAGAAAACAAAGUUCAAAUCGCUAAAAAAGGAAGCGUUAUCUUCCGAAACAAGGACCGCAAACAUUGAGUCAUCAAAUGUGAUCGAUGAUGACGACGACGACGACGAUCUCUAUGAAGAAUUAAUCUUCGUGAAGAAACGCAAAAAACCAGUAGAGGCCAUCGAAGUCAAGGUCUCCAAGAAAUCCAAAAAAGUCAAAAAGAUUCCCGAACCGAGCCCGUUAGAUUUGGAUUCAAAUUCCGUACCCAGCCCAUUAGACGAACCACUUAAAGAUUUGAAAUUAAGUGGAAGUAAUAACGAUAACCGUGAAGUCGAUCAUAAGCCGAUAAUCAACAGAAGCAAAACGGGACUCAAAAUAUCGAUCACGUCAAUGCCGGUAAAACGGGUAAUGACUAUACGACUCGAGAAGUUAAAAAAGGGAAGCAUUUGGCCGAACGAUUGUUUUCCCGUACCGGAUUCGUGGUUACCGUCAGAAGACUCUGUUCUUUGUGCGAUUGUACAUGAAUAUGGCGUAAAUUGGAGUUUGGCGAGUGACGUUUUGUAUGGAAUGACAGCUGGCGGGUUUUAUCGGGGAAUCGUUCGACAUCCGGUUCAUUGUUGCGAGAGGUAUCGGGAACUUGUUCAGAAGCACGUUUUGUCUACUUUUGAUAAUAAUAUUCAUAACGAAAAAUCAAGCGGCAAAGCUCUUCUCAGAGUCUCCGAGGAGCACGCCAAAAUGUUGUUGGAUAUCGUGUCGGAACUGCCCGAUCAAGCGUACACUCUUCAACAGCAUUUCUGUCAUCUACUUGCAUCCGUGUGGCGGUCAACCACUCGUUAUAGUCAACGGAAAAACUUGUUGACUUUAAGAAGUCAAAUAUUUCACAAUAUGGGUUUAAACCAAACUUCUCGAGACCCGACAAGACCACAAUCACAAAAAAUGGAUUGUACUAACGUAAGCCCGAUGAGUAGAUUAGUAGCCGAUGCACUUGACGGUUCUCAAAAUAUACAAAAAGAGGAUCGAGUUGUUUCAAGUGUCGGUGAAACACAUAAUUCUCGAAGUGUUGACGCGCUGGCGGUUACUUUAGAGUUUCAUCCGGGCCGGGCUUAUGAUCAAAGUGUUCCGUUGCCGCCUGUCGUAUCUGUGUUGCUACAUGAUGCGGAAUCGGUGCCGUCUGAACACGUGCCAGGUGGCGGGAGUAAUCAUUUUCGGUCAUCUAAGGAUAUUGUUGAAUGCCGUUUCAGGGAUGCAUCAAGAAUUGCGGUUGCGAACAGUUUAGCCUUACCGCCAUCAGCAUUCCCGAUAAUCGACGUGAAAUCCCGACAGCCGACGAAAUCUCACGUGUCGGGAAAACACAAGCUGUCAAAUAGCGAAACACCAUCAAAGCAUUCUAAAUCCAAAUCAAGAAAACCCGUUGUGGAUUUAAACGACCCGAAUCUGCAAUCGCCAUCGACAAUUCCGAGUGAUUUAUCUUCAAGAUUUGAAAUAGAAGCUUCCGUUCAAGAUGUCGGAUUUGAUAAUUUCUUCAUGUUGGAUACGGGCCACGAGGGUUUUGACAUGGUGCCUCAUAAUUAUGACAUGGGCUUCUUGUCGGGCCUUGAAGAUUGUUUGGAGUUUAGUGACAUCGGGUAGGAUUGAAUUCAAGUGGUGAUUGGUUGGAUUGAAUCGGGCUGGUGCAUUUUGAUGGUGAUCUUAACGGGCUGGCGUUUUUGCGAUUUAAGAAUUAAAAAAAAAACAAAGAAAUGACUAACUUGGUGUAUCUGGAAUGAUGGUGGUGAUUAGGAGGUGAAAGAUUGGGGGGGGGGGGGUGUCCAGAUACGCGAUUGAUUCUUGAAAGGUACGGCGACAUUUUGCACAUAGAAUGUAACAUUGUAUAGCAUGAGGUCCUUCAACUUUGUUGCUUUUUCUUGUUGGUUAGUGGGAAAUCGCGCUUUUAGUUUUUCGGCUGAAGAUGAUUUAUUGUUUAGGCACGAUCCCUUCAUAGCGUAGGAGUUUAGAAACAGAAAAUUAGUCUUUUAAUGAAUGAAAAAGCAAUUCACUCUCUCAAA